AUGUUCAGCAAACUCAAGAAGAUCAUUGGGGGUCCGACUGUGGGUCCCACCCCAGCUCCAGCUCCAGCACCUGCUCCGGCCCCUGCACCAGCUCCUGCCCCAGCUCCUGCACCUGAAGAAAAACCUGCAGACAAGGAAAAUAAAGACAAGAAAGAUGAUAAAGGCCCUGCUCCAGCAGCAGCUCCAGAACCAGCAGCACCAGCUAAAGAACCAGAACCAGCAGCACCGGCUAAAGAACCAGAACCAGCAACACCGGCUAAAGAACCAGAACCAGCAGCACCUGCUAAAGAACCAGAACCAGCAGCACCAGCUCCAGCUAAAGAACCAGAACCAGCAGCACCAGCUGCAAAACCAGAGGAGACACCUGCAGAUCCAGCCAAUGACCAGCCACCUGAGGAGAGUAAGAAGCCCCGACCCAUUCUGAUAAGCGAGGAAGUUGAUACUCAUCUCAUAGAGAUGGUUCAGAAACUUCGACAGAGGACUGAACAGUUUAAAGAAAAGGUCAUCGAUCCAUACGCAUCUUCCCCAGAGCGAAGCCCACCAGUCACACCCGUCCUGAGAAAAGACGAUUACUAUAAGCUGGUGGAGGAGAGGAAACGUCAAGAAGAGGAGGAAAGGAUACGAAAAGAGGAGGAGAAGAAGAGGAAAGAGGAGGAGGCCAAGAAGAAGAAAGAAGAAGCGGAGAAAAAAAAGAAAGAGGAAGAAGAAAAGAAGAAGAAAGAGGAGGAGGAGAAGAAAAAAGAACAAGCGGGAAAGCCUGUGGAAAAGAAAGACGAUAAAACAGACGAGAAGAAGUCCAUCUUUUCAAAAGUUAACUACACCUGUGUGGAUUUUGUGUUGAAGCCUUUUGAGAAAAGAAUGGACGACAGAAUCGGCAAAUCCAUCGAUCCUUUCACAGACCGCAAGUAUAUCGCUUGGCUAAGCGUGGUGACCAUUGCCUUCAACUAUAACCUGUGGUUUGUCCCAGUGCGCAUGGCCUUCCCAUAUCAUAGCCCAGAGAUCGUCCCAGUGUGGUUCACCUUGGACAUUAUUGCUGAUUUCAUCUAUAUAUUCGACAUGAUCUUUUUCCAGCCGCGACUGCAGUUCAGUAAAGGGGGAGACAUCAUUUAUGACAGAGAUGUGAUCAAAAAGAAAUACCGUGAAUCUGGAAGAUUUCAGAAUGAUGUAGUAGCUGUCCUGCCUUUAGACCUGUUAUAUAUCCCAUUUGGAUUCAAGUCCGUCUUCAGACUCAAUCGUCUGAUGAAGGUGGAAUCAUUUUUUGAGUUCAGUGACCGUCUUGAAGGUCUCCUCACCAGGGCUUAUAUAUGGAGAGUGAUUCGCACUAUUGGAUACCUGUUGUUUAUUCUCCACCUCAACGCUUGUCUUUACUACGUGGCAUCAGUCUACCAAGGCAUCGGCUCCACCAAAUGGGUUUACAGCGGAAAGGGCAGCGCCUACCUGAGCAGUUUCUUCUAUGCGGAGAAAUCCCUCCUGAUGAUCGCAGAACUUCCUUUCCCCGAGACCAUGUUCGGUCAGAUCUUUCAGAUGACCAACUAUUUUGUUGGUGCCUUAUUUUUAUCCAUCAUUCUUGGCCAGAUGCGAGAUGUCAUUGGAGCUGCUACUGCCGGUCAGACCUACUUCCGUGCAUCUAUGGAUGCUUGUGUGGCAUAUAUGGUGACCAAUCACAUCCCUAAAAUGGUUCAAUCCAGAGUGCGCACCUGGUACAACUACACCUGGGACUCCCAGGGCAUGCUGGAUGAGUCUGAGCUGCUGGGACAGAUGCCUCUGGUGAUGAGAACCGCCAUCGCGGUGGACAUCAACCUCGCUACUUUCCAAAAGAUUGAACUCUUCAAGGGUUGUGACAACCAGAUGCUUGUGGACAUGUUAUUGAGAUUGAAAUCAAUUGUGUACUUGCCUGGAGACUUUGUGGUCAAGAAGGGUGACAUUGGGAAGGAAAUGUACAUAAUCAAAGCUGGAGAAGUGCAGGUCAUCGGUGGACCAGAUAACAAGAUUGUGUUUGUGACUCUGAAAGCAGGAUGUGUGUUUGGUGAAAUCAGUCUGCUUCAGUCUUCAGCCAAUGGAGGAAAUAGAAGAACGGCUAAUGUAGCGGCUCACGGAUUCGCCAAUCUUUUCGUUUUGGAUAAAAAGGAUCUCAAUGACAUCUUGAUUCACUAUCCUGAGUCUCAGAAAGUGCUGGCCAGGAAGGGACGUAAGCUGCUGAAAGCCAAGGGUCCUCCUCCAGCUGCGAAAGCCGAUGAGGAAAAGAAGAAAGGACUGGCUCUAUUUGGACAAAAACCUCCCACUCCAAAAAUGUUGCGUGCCUUUGCAGGAGGACCAUUCAGCAAAAAGGGAUUUCUGGAUAGACUUAAGAACGCCGCUUCAAAUCAGUAG
Messenger RNA from Danio aesculapii, 2370 nucleotides. It is a transcript of the gene cngb3.2, whose product is annotated as cyclic nucleotide-gated cation channel beta-3. Gene Ontology annotation, molecular function: intracellularly cAMP-activated cation channel activity; cGMP binding; intracellularly cGMP-activated cation channel activity. Gene Ontology annotation, cellular component: photoreceptor outer segment; intracellular cyclic nucleotide activated cation channel complex; plasma membrane. The transcript has 18 exons. Bases 1 to 2370 code for a protein of 789 amino acids. Lineage: Eukaryota; Metazoa; Chordata; Actinopteri; Cypriniformes; Danionidae. Gene Ontology annotation, biological process: monoatomic cation transmembrane transport. The record is from RefSeq and is a predicted model, not a curated record.